Molecule: messenger RNA, 465 nt
Organism: Aspergillus chevalieri
Lineage: Eukaryota; Fungi; Ascomycota; Eurotiomycetes; Eurotiales; Aspergillaceae
Exons: 1
Coding region: 1-465 (154 amino acids)
Source: RefSeq, a predicted model, not a curated record
AUGACGGAUGUCCCUGUCAGCCACGAUGUCUCACUAAUCACAGAUGAGAAACUUCCGCACUUGGAAAGUCCUGCAGGCUCACCACGGAUAACAGGAUGGGCCUGUAUAGAGAGGUUCUGCGUGGUGGUCCGAUAUUUAUCUAUCAGAGUAACAUUUCUACCGGAAACGUCCGUUCCUGCAAAGCGACAGCUCAAGGAACAGUAUACAUGGGAUCACAGAUAUCCAACCUACGGGACCACGCUCCUUUGGAGGACGGUAGGUAACGGUGAUAAUGUGCCGGAUGCAUCCGGGAGCGUUUUGUGCUUAGGGAGGCCUGGUGACAUGCAGGCACGCGCUGUUCUUUUCCAGGACUUUGAGGGGCAGGUGGUGAAAUCGGAAGACGUACAGGGUCCUGAUAGUGCUAAGUUUAGAGGGGGCUUCCUUCUUCCGGAGGAGAUCCAAAAAUCCGAGAUAGUGAUGAGUUGA